Molecule: messenger RNA, 1585 nt
Organism: Solea solea (common sole)
Lineage: Eukaryota; Metazoa; Chordata; Actinopteri; Pleuronectiformes; Soleidae
Gene: fam151b
Product: family with sequence similarity 151 member B
Exons: 6
Coding region: 436-1086 (216 amino acids)
Source: RefSeq, a predicted model, not a curated record
CGCCCAGCUGGAUUUUAAUCCCAUCUUUCAUUUAAAGUACAAACGAGCGUCGGUGGCGCUGGAGGAUGAGUUUCACUUCAGCCGCAGACUCAGACGCUGCUGCAGUCACGAGUUUGUGUUCGUUUAUCUAUCUACUCGUUUAGUGGUUGUUUCUUAGGGACGAUGUCGGAGCGGACGCUGGACUAUUUCCUAAAUCGGAGGGAGAUAAAGCAGAGGGACGGCGCUGAGGUGACGUGGUCUCAUGGAGUGAACAGCAGGAGAAAAGUGGAGGAGGCUGUGACAGGGUCUGGAUCCUUCUACCGUGAAGUCAUGAGACAAGUGUAACCCACACACAUCACUGGUUCUACUUUUACUUCCUCUUCUCCUGACUCAGAUUUUACUGCUCCUGUGGUUUCCCCACUUCCACUAAUGUACAGCAAAUAAGGUCCCACUCACAUGCUCGAGGCCGACGUAAUCAUGAGAGGUCACGACCCCAGAGAGCCGGUCAUGGCUCACCCUCCUGAUACAGACAGUGACAUCACACUGCAGCAGUGGCUGGAAGCGGUGAAGUCGCAUCACAAGGGAAUUAAACUCGACUUUAAGAGCCUGGACGCGGUGUCUCCGUCUGUGCGUCUGCUGGAGGAAGUUCUGCCCAAGCUGAAGUUUCCUGUGUGGGUCAACGCCGACGUCCUCUCCGGUCCAGGAGGAACCGCUGCUCCUCUGUGUCCUCAGGCUUUUCUCUAUGCCGUCUCAACUCUGCCCUCGGAGACUGUGCUGUCCCUCGGCUGGACCGCGGAGUGGACAGAGGGGACAGAAAACCAAGGCUACUCGUGGGACAUGGUGCGUGCGAUGGAGGAGAUUUGUAGAGACCUCAAACACCCUGUCACGUUCCCAGUGCAGGCGGCUCGGCUCAGUCAGUCCUUCUCUCAGCUCACCUGGCUGCUGCAGCAGUCGGACAGAUACUCCCUGACGGUGUGGAGCAGCCCGACUGACGCGUUAACACCUGAGGAUUUACUGUUGUACAGAAAGCACACUCACGUCAGUAGAAUCUACUAUGACCUGCCUGAGUGUCAGAGGUCAAAGGUCAGUGUGACACUGCAACACUAAUGGCGCUUCUUUUUUCCACUGUAGCUGGUACCUGGUACUGGGCGAUAUACAGUAACAUGAGUGGUGGAGCGAUAUUAUUUGAUUAUACUAUCGAAUAAUUUCAGAAAUAAAGCUUUUUCCUUAGAACACAGAGAAUAAAGUGGUAGAAGAUGGAUGGAUGGAUACCGGAAAGAGAGAAAUAGAAAUUCGAGUUCCCAAAUCUGGAGCCUGGAUUAAAUUUUCCUGCUGCAUUUUCUCUCAGGCUACAACGGUUCAUUCAUUUAUUUGAAUAUUAAUCAAUCACUAAAUCAAUCGCCAGCUGAUUUGAUCAUUUAUUAAUCAUUUUGAGUGUGUGUGUGUGUGUGUGUGGUUUUUUAUAAAUGAUUUUUCUUAAAUGUGAAUUUUAUCUUCCCGUGUCUUUGCUCCACAAAGGCACCGGACUAGUUUGCGGACAGUUGAGAACGUCAUAGUUUGGGAACAUUUUCUGACAUUUUAGGGAACAAACAAUGACAUAAAUGAC